AUGCCAGGUCAAGUGCCGCCACCCGGGCAUGCCGGUCACCGAGAUGCUGCGGCCGCCUGCCGGACGGACAUGCCGGUGGAGACGACCACGGCAGCCGCGGCGGCCACCACUCACAAUGCCUCCGCCAUGGACCUGUCUUCUCCGUCAAACUACCGGCCUCCUUCGCCGCAUCUGAGCUCGAACUUCGCCAAUUGGAUUACCGCCUCCCUGGCGGCCGGCCCCGAGGGAACAUGCAUGACCUUCGCUCGGCUGGCGGCUGAUGUUGUGGCACUGGGCCUGUCUCCGGAGCAGCUCGAGGCGGCCCUGGCCGCGGCACCCAACCAGCCGCCCUUGGACAUGCUGUACCUCCGGUGGCCGGGCUUCACUUCCGGGCCGUCGAUGACGGCCACCGUCACCACCUCGGCCGGCCGGUCACCCGACUCGGAUGCCAUGACCCCCGGGGUCAGUGACCCCCGGCCGGGGACCCCGCCACCGGGCCACGACGUCGGGCCGAGCGUCGAGGACUUCGCCGCCGAGCGUGCCUCGUCUCCUGGCUCCAACUACGGGGCCGGCGUCAAGCCGCUGGUCCUCCUGGCCUGUGGGUCCUUCUCCCCGAUCACCAAUAUGCACCUCCGGAUAUUUGAGAUGGCUCGUGACCACAUUCGCUUGAACCACCCCGAGCUGGCGGCCAUUGCCGGCAUCGUGUCGCCCGUCCAUCCGGCCUACGCCAAGCCGAAUCUCCUGGCCCCGGCCCAUCGGCUGCGCCUCUGCCGACUGGCCACCGCCACCAGCGACUGGCUGGUGGUCGAUGAUUGGGAAAUGAGCCAGCUUGAGUGGACUCCCACCGCGCGGGUGCUGAAGCAUGUUUACUCAACAGUCAACUUGAACAUCCCGGCCGACUCGCCGGUGGACAUCGGCGUCAUGCUCCUAUGCGGGGCGGACCUGAUUGACUCGUUUAAUGUUCCCGGCCUGUGGGCCGACGAGGAUCUUGAUGAAAUCAUCUCACAGCAUGGCGUUGUGGUGAUUGAGCGCCAGGGGACCGACCUCAAGGCGGUCAUUGCGGCCUCGCCCAUCCUCUCCAAAUACAAGGAUCGCUUCAUCGUGGUGCCACAGCUCUUGAACAAUGAUGUUUCCUCGACCAAAGUCCGCGAGCUUCUUUCUAAACAGAUGUCCAUCCGCUACCUGGUCCCCGACAGCGUAGCUGAGUACAUCGCUGAGCACAACCUGUUCAACCCGGCCGCCGCGGCCGGCACCAGUCCCCCCUCCUCGCAGAACACUUCACCGGCUCCAUCCACAAGCCCCCCUCCAGCUGGCGCUGGUCUGCCGGCGGACCCCGGCUCGACAGGGUAG
Fonticula alba is the source of this 1329-nucleotide messenger RNA. RefSeq lists its product as hypothetical. The transcript is spliced from 5 exons. Bases 1 to 1329 code for a protein of 442 amino acids. Gene Ontology annotation, molecular function: nicotinamide-nucleotide adenylyltransferase activity; nicotinate-nucleotide adenylyltransferase activity. The record is from RefSeq and is a predicted model, not a curated record. Gene Ontology annotation, biological process: NAD+ biosynthetic process. NCBI's taxonomy places the organism in Eukaryota, Rotosphaerida, Fonticulaceae.